GUAAGGUUUUCAGUAUAAAACCCUAGUUUGUUAUAAUCCUUAAAGUUCCUUCUCCUUGUUCUCUUCCGCAAUUUCUCAUCUGCGAAGAAGAAAAAAUGGUGUCUCUGAAACUUCAGAAGCGAUUGGCUGCUAGUGUUCUCAAGUGUGGAAAGAAGAAAGUAUGGCUUGACCCUAAUGAGUCUGCCGACCUUUCUACCGCUAACUCAAGGCAAAACAUUAGAAAGUUGGUAAAGGAUGGUUACAUUAUUCGUAAGCCAACUGUGAUUCACUCUAGAGCUCGUGCUCGUCGUAUGAAUGAAGCUAAGGCUAAGGGUCGUCACUCUGGUUAUGGUAAGAGGAAGGGUACCAGAGAAGCUAGGUUGCCUACCAAGAUUAUCUGGAUGAGGAGAAUGCGUGUACUCAGGAGGUUGCUCCGUAAGUACAGGGAGGCAAAGAAGAUUGACAAGCACAUGUACCAUGAUAUGUACUUGAAGGUAAAGGGUAAUGUGUUCAAGAACAAGCGUGUACUGAUGGAAAGUAUUCACAAAUCUAAGGCAGAGAAGGCCAGAGAGAAGACUUUGUCUGACCAGUUUGAGGCUAAGCGUGCUAAGAACAAGGCUAGCAGAGAAAGGAAGCAUGCUAGGAGGGAGGAGCGUUUGGCUGCAGGACCCGUCGAUAAAGUGGCAGCACCCACAACCACACCCACACCUGCACCUCAAGCAGCUACUGGGGCACCAAAGAAAUCCAAGAAAUGAGCAAACUGUUAAGAAGUAAUAUCAUUGAGCAGUACGUAGAACUAGCGUUUUAUUAUAAUAGUGAACUUUUUUUCUUGUGGACAAGAAACCUGUGUUACUGGUUCCUUAUAUUUUUGGAUGCUAUUAAACUUGUUUUAAUUAUCACAGUUGUUGCUUUUGUUUUCCUUUUAUUGAUGUUCUUUAUUCA
Molecule: messenger RNA, 921 nt
Organism: Papaver somniferum (opium poppy)
Lineage: Eukaryota; Viridiplantae; Streptophyta; Magnoliopsida; Ranunculales; Papaveraceae
Product: 60S ribosomal protein L19-1-like
Exons: 5
Coding region: 96-734 (212 amino acids)
Biological process (GO): translation
Cellular component (GO): cytosolic large ribosomal subunit; ribosome
Molecular function (GO): structural constituent of ribosome; RNA binding
Source: RefSeq, a predicted model, not a curated record